AUGUUACUAUCCGCGCGAGGGUUUGUGUGUGCGCGGGCGCCCCUCGGUGGCCCGAUCGCACGGCGAUGCACCGUCUCGCUUGCAAGUACCAGCCAUAUACCCAGUGGACGCCGUGCCUUUCACGGUGAGAACUGCGGUCUUGCGACCGCUCUUUAUGUCUUUCACUCUGCCGCAUACGGCAUCCCGAAGCUGCGGCCACAGAAGCAAGGCAAAGCGCCGGAAAAGAGCCAGAGUAUGUUUGGUCCGAUUGCCGACUUUCUGAUCGGCGGCGGCGAGGCGCAGCGUCAGCCCAUCGAGGACGAUGAGCCGGACGAGCCCGAGCUCCCGAGUUCGGUCGAUUACCUGCACGGAAAAGGACUGCACUCGGCCAUCCGAUACAAUGGGCGGAUCGUGCAGACGCGCCUGCAGAGCCAGCAGGUUGGCGAGGAUGCAUACUUUUUGAAAGAAGAUGCGCUGGGCAUUGCCGACGGAGUCGGCGGCUGGGCAUCUGCUGCGCGGGCGGACCCAGCGCUCUUUUCGCGGCUGCUGAUGCACUUUUGCCAUGCCGAGCUGAGCAAUCUGGACCGUGCCUGCAUGCAGCUCACGGACGAGGGCGAGGUGGACGACUCCGUGGCACGCUGGAACAACAGCGACCCCGUCGAGAUCCUGCAGACUGCGUGGGAGCGGUGCGUGCGCGCGUCGAAGCGCGAAGGCAUCAUGGGCAGUUCUACGGCGCUAAUUGCGAUGCUGCGGGGCGACGAGCUGCGUAUUGCCAACAUGGGCGACUGCGUGCUGAUGCUCAUCCGCGAAAAUACCAUGAUCUUCCGAAGUGCCGAGCAGCAGCACUCGUUCAACUUCCCCGUCCAGCUCGGCAUGAUGGACUCGACAGUGGAGAGUGUGAGUCUGGCGUCGGCGCUGUGCAUGCACCGCGACGGGAUGAUCCCCGACGGCGCGAUGGAUGACGAGCUGCCCGAUGUGAACGAGCGCCUGAGCACCGUGAUCCAUACCUACGACGGCGUUACGGACAAGACCCACUGGGACUCGCCCAAAGAGGACGCCGGGCACUGGACGCUCCAGGUGCAGGACGGGGACGUGGUGAUUAUGGCGUCGGACGGGCUGCUUGACAAUAUAUUUGACGAGGAUAUCAUCGAACGUGUACAGGAUAUCCUCGCACACUUCCGGACGAAAGCGUCCAACGCGCCCGAGAGCAAAGUCGACCUGCCCUAUAUGAUCUCCGAGUCGCUGUGCAACAUGGCCAAGGCGACGAGCGAGGACCCCCGCGUCCUCACGAGUCCAUUCCAGCAGCACGCAAACGAGGAGGGUAUCUACUACGUCGGCGGCAAGAACGACGACAUCACCGUCCUCACCGCUGUGGUUGCGGUGAACGAGCCGCUGGACGCGCCCGGCUGGGCGCUCGAGUUGCCCGAUUAG
Malassezia japonica is the source of this 1410-nucleotide messenger RNA. Its product is annotated as protein-serine/threonine phosphatase. Gene Ontology annotation, biological process: protein dephosphorylation. Gene Ontology annotation, molecular function: protein serine/threonine phosphatase activity. The transcript has a single exon. NCBI's taxonomy places the organism in Eukaryota, Fungi, Basidiomycota, Malasseziomycetes, Malasseziales, Malasseziaceae. The record is from RefSeq and is a predicted model, not a curated record. The coding region runs from base 1 to 1410 and encodes 469 amino acids.